Lynx canadensis (Canada lynx) is the source of this 846-nucleotide messenger RNA. It is a transcript of the gene VENTX, whose product is annotated as VENT homeobox. Gene Ontology annotation, biological process: regulation of transcription by RNA polymerase II. The coding region runs from base 1 to 846 and encodes 281 amino acids. The transcript is spliced from 3 exons. The record is from RefSeq and is a predicted model, not a curated record. Lineage: Eukaryota; Metazoa; Chordata; Mammalia; Carnivora; Felidae. Gene Ontology annotation, molecular function: RNA polymerase II cis-regulatory region sequence-specific DNA binding; DNA-binding transcription factor activity, RNA polymerase II-specific.
AUGCAGCUCAGCCCUGCUAAACCCUCGGAAGACCCUGCGCCUCACCCCCACAGUCUGUCCCCUACAGCCAUGUCUCCUUCCUCUACCCUGCCCAGUGGCUUCAAGCCGUCCAGCUUUGGCUCAGUGGACUGGCUUUCCCGGAGCAGCCACGUGGGGCCGGCACACACCUUCAGGCCCGCUGAACUCUCCUGGGGGAGCCUGUCUGCUCCAGCCAGGGUGUCCAGCAGCGGGGAGCUCCCCCAGACCGUGGGCGUGGAGGAGGUGAAGCCCUCGGAAGUGUCUGCGCCAGGGACACCUGCAGCUGGGGUGAGGAAGGAGGCCGACAGCGGGCGGGCGCCCCGGGUCCGCACGGCCUUCACGGCGGAGCAGGUCAGCACCCUGGAGAGCGCCUUCCAGCACCAACGCUACCUGGGCCCCCUGGAGCGCCGGAAGCUGGCCCGGGAGAUGCGGCUCUCUGAAGUGCAGAUAAAAACCUGGUUUCAGAACCGCCGCAUGAAGCACAAGCAUCAGCUCCAGGACUCUCAGCUGAGCUGCCCUUUCUCCAGAACGCUCUAUACGCCAGUGGCUUUCUGCCCACCACUCUCUGCCCUGGCCAGUAGCUUACCGCCACUGAACCCUUGGGCUUCCCCGCUUGGGCCUCCGGCUCUGGGACGGCCCCCUGGCUCCUUCUGGGACCUCUGCCAAGUGGAACAAGCCUCCCUGGCCUUGACGUGGGCCUCGUGCAGCAGACAGCCUCCAGUGUGCUGCCUCCCAGACCCUGGGGGCCUGGUGCACACACUGGGCCCAGCUUUGUCCAGGGGUCCGUGGGGCCUGUGUGCCUUGCCCCAGACCAAGGAUGCCUUCUGA